CACACAAUUGUUUUGUGUAUUUGUUGUAGUCUCAAGUUUGGGGCGAGUCGAUUUUUCGGGGCGUCCUAAAACCUCCUCUUCGUCAUCGUAAACAUCUAAAAGUGCCAGGGACCGGGUGUCUAGUCUUCAGAUAGUCAAAGAGCAAGAAAAAAAAGAAGUUAAACGGCCUUCCCGGUUUCUCCGAGCGUCGCACUGUCGUCCGACGAGACGGCGCCGCGUCAUGUAAAAAAGAGUGCUCCCAUCCGCUGUCUUGGCUGGGCAUUGCGUGGGCGCCGAUGGAGACCGCCAGCCUGCUGUUGCGCACCCAGUGGGGUCUGCUGGAGACGCUGAACGAGCGGGUGGAGGGGGCCGCUGAGCGGGGGGAAGCCAUGCUGGUGUUGUUGAACCAGCUGCUGUUCCUGAUGCUGUGCGACCGCUGGUUCUGUCCCGGGGACCGGCUGACGGGCCUCUACACGCUGCUGUUCUACAUCAUCCUCUGCUACCUGUGCCACUACGUGGGGAACCUGCUCAACGUCCGGGGCUACAGCCCCUACGUCCAUGUCUCUGACCAGUCCAAGAUACGCCACUUGGCCAUGAGCGUUACCAAGAUGGUACUGGACCUGACAAAGGGAGUGACGGUCGUCAUCACGGUGGUCUUCAUGCUGCUUGUCCUUGGCCUCGAGCAAGGCCUGGAACACUUUAGCCCCACCUGGACGUAUGUCCUGCUCACAGCCCUCUACUUCUGCCUCACGGAGCGCAUCUGCCAGGACAAGGUCCCCAUGGUGCUCUCCUGGCUCCAUCUGGAGUUCCUGGAGAACCUCGAAACCCUGUGGGCCCCCGUGCUCUGCAAGCUGGCCACCUCGCUCAGCUCGCUGCUGAUGAUAGUGGCCGUGUCCUUCUGGUGCAGUGGCAAGGGGGGCUGGGGUCUCUGCCUGCUGGCAAGCUACAUCAAUGUCUACCUAGGCCUCAAGGCAAUGGACAGACACCUCAAGGUCCUUCUUCAGGAGAGGGGCCAACUUGGCAGGUUUCGGUUUGCGACCAAGCAGGAGCUUGCCAACUUUGACGACGUCUGCUCGGUGUGUCUGCAGAGGAUGACUCUGGCCAGGGUCACUCCCUGCCGGCACCUGUUCCACGGCGACUGCCUGCGGAGAAGCCUCAAGGACAGGAGCACCUGUCCCAUGUGCAAGCAGGACCUCUGGUGCUGACUGCUGUUGUGGGUGCCACUUUUUGCUUUGUGGUGUGCAUCUCCGGUGGGAAGCCAGGGUUGUCUGGUGACCAUGGGAUCUUAACGUGGACUGUCGGAGGGGGGACAAACAUUGUCGGUGCCGGUCAGUGUGGCAAUGCAAUAAUUUGGCCCCCUUGUGUCUUACUGCUUUCAAAGCCACCGUUUUAGUUGCUGCAUGGUCUUCUCUUGCAAGUUGAAACAGUCUUGAACUUUGGCAGUGCCCUUCUUCUGUCGACUGUGGUGCGAGAGAGGAGCAUUGCUGACGGUGCCCUUAUGGUGCAGCAGUGAUUCAGGUUCCCACGAUCCAUUUUAUGGUUGCUAUUUUCGUACCUGGCAGGUAUAUUUUAUUGAGUCAGAAAGAUUAAUGUGCACAUGCUGCAGAUGGUAGAACAACCAAGGAACUGUGUUGACAAAGGUUUAGACAUUGUGUGUGUCUCUCUACUUUUAUGGCAGCUGCCAAAUUUCUUUUGUGCCGGUGUCUUUACGUCUAGCGCAGUGCUAUCAUUUCUGGCACUAUUAAUGCUGUGACAAUACUGAGCCCGGUAUUUCAUGCACUUUGCAUCGUCUGCUUUUCCUGAAAAUUAUUUAUUUUAAAACUGGAAUUACAGUGCCUAGAGAAAACUUGGCAGUCCAUAAAACUGAAGUCAGGUGGGAUUGUGACCGUGUUUCUAUGGUACAGCCAACUUGACUAGGGCCCCCGGUGACAUAGCUACAUAACCUAGUAGAAUCGCUAUCACAUUUUGUGUUUUUGUGCAUUGAGGUUCUAUUUUGCCCCAUGUGAGCAGAGUUCUUAAAUGCUAAAGCAUUCAUAACAUGACCUGGCAAUUGUUCAGUCUUUUUUCAGCAUCUGCAAUUUGAUUGUGAUGCUUUUCUAUUGACCUUGUACCACUUAAGUGUACCAAACAUUAUAUACCUUGUUUUAGUGGUAGGAGACAACGCUGUCCAAAGUAUAGAUGCAGGUGCAUCAUCCUGAGGAAUCCUUGAGCUGCACAGAUGCUGUUAAGGUCGAUUCUUGAUAAUUCAAAACUUGUGGGGACAGGGAAAUGCUUCUAACUAGGUGCACUCCGAACUUAAAAAAAAAAAAAGAAAGCAAAAAACACUGGAGCUGUUUUUUGUUUUUGGUGCUCACCGGGAGAAGUUAAUUUUUGCGUGCCUCUGCUAACGGAUACGUGCAGCAUUUCGCUAACAAAGAUUCAGAGUGUUAACUAUGCUUUGCAAAUCGCAAACCGUUAUUGGGGGGCCUUCAGCAGUUUCUUCACCAAAAAAUAUAUAAAAUUGUAGUCCACGGUGUCGCAAGCAGUUUCUUUGUUGGCAGCAGUUGGCCACUCGGCACGGAAAGCGACAUGAUUGUUCCUAGGCCUAACCACUUGCAUGAUGUGCCUUCCCAAAAGACUACACACCACUGCAUGUUUGUUACCAUCAAUUUAUUCGAUGGACAAAACAUCUCGUAGGGCUGGGUCAUGCCUCAAACCAAGCUUUGUUGGCCGUACGUGCUGCGCUCGCUUCCAUAAUUUUUGUGGGAACGACACCUCUAUGCACGUGCCUGUAGCCAUGCUGGCACUGCCUGGGCUUGGCCUGGCCCCUGAAUCGGCUUGGCCGCCCAGAGACUUACUUGCGCACCGCGCUUGUUGCCCCUUUUCCGACUGUGCACAUGGUUGGUAAAAGCGAUAAAGUGUACAUUGGUGCGAUUUAAGCUGGGUCAGCAUAAUCUCAAAGCUUUUUUGCAUGCUUUCGAGUUGCCGGACUUCUCGAGCAUGUUAUAAAACCCUUUGUAGCAACCAGUCCUAAAGGUUAAACUUCCAAUUACCACACAUUUUUUACCGUAUACUCGUAUGUGUAAUUACCAGGACCACACCCCUGCUUUGAAUGAACAGAAAAUUGGAAUAUACCGACUAUAAUUUACUGAGAGUCGGGGGGGGGGGGGGGGGGGGGUAUAAGCAAAGUUUUUUUUUAAACCUGUGCACUUGCACCACUACAUUCCACAGCAUUGUCUACUAUCUGAACAGGGACUGCAAGAACAUCAUACUUGACAGCAGUUUUGCCUUUCGUAUGGAAACUAGGGUCAGUGAUGAUCGAGAUGACAAUCAUUAUCUGCAUAAAGCAUUACUUAAUAUUUCCAGUUUGCAAACUCCCGUAGACACAUGCUUGCAGAAGAUGACCCAUCCCCAAUGUUCUCCACUAGUUCAUUGACGAGCUACACUUCUUGCAUGCUGCAGCAGCUCUGAACAGUUCUUGCAAGACACACCAUAGGCGUGAAGGAAGUUGGUGACAGACGUUGAGGUGGAAGGGGGACUGUGUUUUGGAAGAGUUGGCCGUCUGUGUUGAUCUAUUUACGUUUACAUAUCUCAUUAUUUGCCUGGGUUCUCAUUCUGCCCUUAGAACAAGAACAUUAAAAAACAAACUAGAAAUGGCUUAAGAAGUACAAUCUGGUCCUAUGUGAAACUGAAGCACUAGGCAAAUGCACCUCAAAAUGUCACGGGUCACAUGGCGCAAUGCAAGUCCGAGAUCACUGGUGCAGAAAUUGUGCGGCAGGCUGCAAGGUCAUGAUACCACAGAAUUCUGUCUUGCCACAUCGGCCGAUUCGACGUGCACAUGUCUGGUGCCUUAGUCAUCGCAUUAUUUGCGCAUCCUUUCGGUGGGAUAAGCAUAGACUAUUAUUUCUUGUUAUUGAUUAGCAAUACUCAGUGUUACACCAGUGAUCCCUGGAUAGCGAGGCUAUUUUUUUUAAACAAGCAUUUGUAAAAACAUUGGGCUUCAUCCUACUUGUUUCGACUACUACUUUUCAUGCAUGUUGGCGAGAGUUUUCUUUGCCCAAAACGAGGCCCCCUCUUUUUCCUUGUAUAGCAUGGUUCGGCAGUUUACCAUAACGUGCAGAUAGCUCUUGGACACGCAGUUUUAACUACAAUCAACUGAUUGAAGAGCAACAUCCAGAUUUGUGAAUGAUUGCUGCAGAGUUCUAGCAUCAAUACAAACCUGUUAAUUUAUUGCUUCUGAAGCCCCAUGCUACAAUAGCUCUACAUAGAAGUGCUACUACGUAGGACUUUGUGCAAUAAAUGAGUGAACAUUA
Ixodes scapularis (black-legged tick) is the source of this 4271-nucleotide messenger RNA. RefSeq lists its product as uncharacterized. The transcript has 3 exons. The coding region runs from base 276 to 1184 and encodes 302 amino acids. The record is from RefSeq and is a predicted model, not a curated record. NCBI's taxonomy places the organism in Eukaryota, Metazoa, Arthropoda, Arachnida, Ixodida, Ixodidae. Gene Ontology annotation, cellular component: endomembrane system. Gene Ontology annotation, molecular function: ubiquitin protein ligase activity.